This is a messenger RNA of Jaculus jaculus (lesser Egyptian jerboa), 2500 nucleotides long. It is a transcript of the gene Cep78, whose product is annotated as centrosomal protein 78. NCBI's taxonomy places the organism in Eukaryota, Metazoa, Chordata, Mammalia, Rodentia, Dipodidae. The record is from RefSeq and is a predicted model, not a curated record. Gene Ontology annotation, cellular component: centrosome. The transcript is spliced from 16 exons. Bases 24 to 2432 code for a protein of 802 amino acids. Gene Ontology annotation, molecular function: protein binding.
GCCGGCCGCCGCGGUGCUCCGCCAUGAUCGACUCGGUGAAGCUGCGCCGCGACAGCGCGGCCGACUUCUUCUCGCACUACGAGUACCUGUGCGCGCUGCAGGACUCGGUGCCGCUCCCCGCCGUGCGCGCCUGCCUCCGGGGCGGCGUGCUGGACUUCAACGCCGACCGCCUCCGCGGGGCUGACUGGGCGCCGCUGCUCAGCACGCUCAAGGUGAAUAGGGAUCUGCCCUUGAUCGCCAUCAGGAGCUGCUUCCAGCCCUGGCUGGGGGAAACAGGUUCUGACAUAAACAGAGUAUACAGAAAUCGUGUUCCUGCAAUAAGAUCCAAAGAUGUGACGUUCCAGUUAUGUAAAGCUCUUAAAGGCUGUUUAAGUGGAUCGAGUGUGUUAAAGAACCUAGAGCUAAAUGGACUGCUUCUGCGAGAGAGAGAUUUGGCUCUUUUAACAAAGGGAUUGAAUAAAUCGACCUCUUUAGUGCACCUGUCUCUUGCAAAUUGUCCAAUUGGAGAUGGAGGUUUAGAAAUUAUUUGUCAAGGUAUAAAGAACUCUAUCACUCUUAAGACAGUCAACUUCACAGGAUGUAAUCUGACAUGGCAGGGAGCUGAUCACAUGGCCAAGAUCUUAAAGUAUCAGGCCAUGAGAAGGCAUGAAGAAACCUGGGCUGAGAGUCUUCGCUAUAGGAGACCUGAUCUUGAUUGCAUGGCUGGGUUAAGGCGCAUUACACUGAAUUGCAACACGCUCAUUGGUGACCUAGGUGCAUGUGCUUUUGCAGACUCUCUUAAUGAGGACUUAUGGCUUAAAGCACUUGACCUGCAACAAUGUGGACUCACCAACAAAGGGGCCAAGGCUUUAUUAAAGGCCCUUGAAACCAACAGAACUUUGGUCAUUCUGGAUAUAAGAAAAAAUCUGCUUAUUGAUCAUUCAAUGAUGAAAGAAGUUAUCAAAAAAGUUUUGCAGAAUGGGAGGAGUGCUAAGUCAGAGUACCAGUGGAUAACUUCUCCAUCUGUGAAGGAAUCAUCCAAAACUGCUAAACAGAAAAAGAGAACUAUUGUUCUAGGAAGUUGUCGGAAAGGAAAAGCUACUAUUAGAAUUGGAUUAGGUGCAAGAAAACCUGUAAAUAAUGGAAGAAAAAAUGCUAUUAGUAAAGAAUGUUAUGCUCCUGAACCUCUACCACCAGGUGUGUCUGGUUUCUCGCCAUGGCGCACUGCAGAACGUGCAAAACGGACUAGGGGUUUUCCAUUAAUCAAAACUCGAGAUAUAUCUAAUCACCUGCAGUCAGAUUUUCCUGUGACAGUGACAAUAGAGAGUCCUUCAUCCUCAGAAAUUGAAGAGGUUGACGAUUCUUCAGAAAGUAUUCAUGAAGUGCCUGAGAAACCCAGUUUAAAACAAGAAGCAUUGCAGGAAAAACUGGAGGAGUGCCUAAAGCAAUUAAAGGAAGAAAGAGUAAUACGCCUUAAAACUGAUAAGCGAGUCACUGAGCUGGAACAUGAAAAUGCCCAGUUAAGAAAUAUAAAUUUCUCACUGUCUGAAGCCCUUCAUGCACACUCAUUGACAAGCAUGAUCCUGGACGAUGAAGGAGUUUUGGGCAGCAUUGAGAAUUCUUUUCAGAAGUUCCAUGCUUUCUUGGAUCUACUUAAAGAUGCUGGACUUGGACAACUUGCGACCAUGGCUGGUAUAGAUCAGUCAGAUUUCCAUUUAUUGGGCCGGCCUCAGAUGAAUUCUACUAUUAGUAGCCCACCUAAAGAGGAACAAAAGGCACUGGAGGAGGAGAGCCCAGAUCCAAAGCAUAAUGCCCUAGGACAAAUGCAAAAUAUCCAAGUUUCUAUUUGUAUGCAGUCAGCUUACAAUGAAGGAACACUAAUGAAGUUUCAGAAAAUUACAAGUGAUGCUACCAUUCCUUUGCCUCUCGAUUCCUUCCAUGUUGCAGUUUCUCCUCAAGAGGCCUCAGUGGCUUCCAGAGACAAGCUGGGAGUCCCAGCCCCUGAGCAGCAGCAAGAGUCUUUUGAAGGGGUCAUUGCUAGAAUAUGUUCUCCUUUAGUAGAUGUGGUUUCUGGGAAUGGAAGUCAAAGAGAAGAAGCAGCCAUGUCUAGAAAUUGCAGAUCAUCUUCAGAAAAAAUGAUCAAAAUAAGUGAAUAUGCCAAAAAACACUCUGCAAAGAAGAAACAACCUGGAAAGGACUUGCAUUCUGACUUGGAGCCUCCUGUGACCUGGAAAAGCAAAGGAAUUGGGGAAAAUAGCUCUUUGGCUAAUGAGCCAAUUAAAAACGACUCUGUGAAUAAAUACAUUUCUGUCAAGACAGAAAAUAGAGUAGUAACUGUCUCAUCUAAGACAAAUAAAAGUAAGCCCCGCCCAGUAGAGCACUCUGAGAGUGAUACUCUUGGAUCUGAUUUUGAAAUUCAAGAAAGCAUCCAUUCUGCAUCACAUCUGUCAUAGGCCUACCUAACCUUUUGAAAUUAUGUUUUUGCCUUCAAUUUUUAAUAAAUUUUCUUAUGUUUUUGUUA